Molecule: messenger RNA, 1458 nt
Organism: Heterobilharzia americana
Lineage: Eukaryota; Metazoa; Platyhelminthes; Trematoda; Strigeidida; Schistosomatidae
Source: the annotation of a GenBank genome assembly
CUUUUGUUUUCUUCAAGCAGGUAUGACGUAUGCGUAUUUAGUGAGGUGAUCUCUCUUCAGCCUUUAGUCUCCUGUUUUAAAGUCUUAAAUUAAAAAUGCUUCCCUCAUUUCAGCGUCUCUAGAACAGUGGUUAGGAGAGAAAAUGUAUUAGCUUGCAUUCGAAGUGCCAUAUCAGUAAUUUACCCAAUAUUCAGAUACUCACCUAUAUCUCACAUCAGUCCUUAUUCUGAACAUAUUUUAGUGUUCAUUCAGCUCACAAGAGAAACAUGCGGACCGGUAAAAUAUUUCUGUAAGUCUUCAGAAGUGUGUUGCAGACGAAACGUCUGGCUUUCCCAUUACUAUUUGUACUAUCCAGUGACUGACUGCCAGACAAAAUAUCCUCACCCAUCCUCCUCUUCGCUGACGACAUAAAAAUUUGGAGGGUGGUAAACGAAGAAGCCGACUGUGCAGCACUACAAAAGGACUUGCAGCAACUCGAGCUCUGGUCGUCGGAAAAUGGUCUGAGCUUCAACUUGGAAAAGUGCAAAGUAAAAAUGAGGCAAGUACGACCGACUUCCAGUACAUGUUGAGCAACCGUGCUAUCACCAGAGUGUCCAUGGAGAAAGAUUUGGGGCUCAACUUCUCCGACACCUUGGACACCAGCUCCAACUACAAAGGUAUGACAACCAGAGCGAACGCCAUUCUACACUUUCUGCGUAGACAGCUUGGCGCCCUCACUCCCGAACUCUUCCUUACCAUUUUCAAAUCCUACGUGCGGCCGCACCUAGAGGUCUUCAAUACGGUGGCUCCUCCAACACUCAAGAGAGACUCUAAUCUCCUUGAAAGAAUACAAAGAACUGCAACAAAAUCAGUUGUGGGGCUAAGGGGAAAGACGUAUCCUGAAAGACUUAAACACCUCAACCUAUUUACCUUGGGUUAUCGCAGGAAAAGGGGUGACCUCAUUAUGACAUACAAGAUCGCCCAUCAGGCAGACCAUGCAAACAAAUCAAUUUUGCCUGCAACUGAACGAUCUUCACGAGGAAACCCCUUUAAGAUAGCACACCAGAGAGCCAACACCACACUCAGGUCCAAAUUUUUCUCCCUGAGAGUAUGUGCUUUAUGGAAUGCCUUACCGCGACACAUCGUUAUAGCUCCUUCAAUCGACUCUUUCAAGAGGCGAUUAGACAGUUAUGUCACCUCGCAUGGACUACCACGGACGUACUCAGGUAGUCACCAACCUCAGUAGCCCCCAACUCCCUCCUAACUACCACUCACUAUCUCUCUCCUUAAUACACCCACAUUACCUACUAAUUCUUCUGUAGGAACCAAACCCACGCGACCAUUCGCGCAAUUCCCAAAUACUUUUCUUUCGUUCUCAUUUCUCUUUUCACCCCUUCUUUUAUUCUCCUUCCCUUUCCUCUUCCCUACAUUAUUAUUACUAUUAUUUUUAUUUUUAAUUUUAUUUAUUUAUUUAUUUAU